AUGCUUGCUUUCAUUCUGAUUGUCUAGAAAAUAGAGGCUACAGAAGAAAGUAAAAAUGAUUGCGAUUAUAGCAAACCCACAGAGAAAUGUGAAUGCACCAAAUUUUUAGAUUCUAAAAACCAAUGUGUAGAUAAAUGUCCUGAAGGCGAAUAUAUAUUUAAGUAUUAAGACAUAUCAAAAUUCAAAUAAUGUGCAACUUGUAAAAGUAAGGAUUUAUAUACUUCAAUCAAAUUAAAUAUAUGUGUUAAUGAUUGCGGUUAAGACGAAAUUAUUGAUGAAGAAUAUAAAAUUUGUUUAGUAAACGAGAAAGAUUGCAAAGGUUAUGUAAAGGAAAAUAAAUGCUAUUAAUGUAAAGAAAACGAAUUGAUUGACAGAAAAAAUAAAAAAUGUUUAUAAGAUCAUACAGAAUGUGGAGGAAUUAAAAUCGAAAAAGAAUGCAUUUACUGCAAGGAUGAUGAAAUUACUGAUUUACUCUCACUUCAAUGCUUAAAAGAAGAUGAUAUUUGUUUAGGAAUCAUAAAAGAUAGAAAAUGUUAAGGUUGUGGCGAUAAAAUAAUAUUUGAAAACAAAUGCAUAACUGAAGAAGAAUGUAAAGGUUUCAUAUAUGAUAUAACUAAUGCUAAGCUCUGCAUAAAAGAAUGUCCAAAAGAAUUUUUUACAUUUAAUGACAGUAAAAAAUGUUCAAAUUGUGAUUAAUUUAUCAUUGAUAAGGAAAAAAGUAUUUGCUCCUCAAAGUGUGAAGGUAAAAUUUAUCAAAUAUUGGAUGAAGAAAACAAUAUUGAGUAAAAAUACUGCGAUUUGAAGAAAUGCCCUGAAGGAUAUUACUAAGUUAGUAAAGAAGGAGAUAAUGUGAUAAAGUGCUCAAGUAAAUGUAAUAAUAAAUAAAUUUUAGACACUGAAAAUCAAAUUUGCAUAGAGUAAAAAAAUGAAUGUAAGAAAUUUAUUUCUUCAGAUGAAAAAUAAUGUGUUGACAAAUGUGGUGAAAAUGAAUUUGUAGAGGUUGAAGAAGGAGCUUAACAAUGCAAAGAAUGUGAAGAGAUAAUCAGAGAAGAAACAAAGGAUAAUAUUAAAUCAAUUAAAUGCGUUACUAAAUGCGAAGAAGGAGAGUUAAUUUAUGAGUUCGGAGAUAAUAAUUAAUAUAAUAAGUGUAUUUAGACUUCUUAAUGUGUUAAUAGAAAGAUCUCAUCAGACAAAAAAUAUUGCAGUGAAAAGUGUGCUAAUAAUGAGUUAGUUUAUGAGAAUGAGUGUGUUUAAAAAUGCCCCUAAACUUCCUUUUAUUCUGAAGACAAAAAAAGCUGCUUAAAAGAGUGCCCAUAAGGAUAAUACAUUAAAUCAAAUGGAAGAUAAUGCUUAAAUAACUGCAAUUAAGUUUAUGAAAUAGUAGAUGAAGAAGGUAAAAAAUGUUUGAAAUGUAAAGAAAAUGAACAAUUUACAUAUGAAAACUCCAAAGGUGUUUGUAAAGAAGCAAAUUCAGCAUAGCAAGUUCUAUUAAACAUAAAAAACUUCUUUUAGAAUGAAUAAAAUAAAAUAGCAGACUAAGAUUUUGAAUCACAUAUUUUAAAGCCUAUCUAAACAUUGACUUCAUAGAAUGAAAAUAAAAUUAACUAAAUUAUUAGCAAAAAACAAAAAGAUGAAAAAGAUAUUGCAAGUAUUAGCGAAACAUUAAAUCAAUAAAAGUAGAUGGUCUUUGAGCUAUUAAACUUAGUUAAGCCAGAAUAUUAUGAUAAAUCUAUUGUUUUAGGUUAGGAUGAUCUAAAAAUUACAGCUUAAGCUUAAGUAAAAGGUUACAAAUUUAAGACUAAGUUCAUUUCAGAUGAAAUAGCCGAACAUAAGACAACAAUUUUAAUAGAAGAAUCUGAGGAAAAAUCAGAACUUCCAGUUUUUAACCCUACUGCUAUGAUUCUAACCUACAUGAAGCAAAAUUACUUGUGCAAAGAUUCUGAAUGUAAGAAUACUCACCCACUUUUUACAAUAUCUUACAUAGAAUCUUAAUCAUAAAGAAUCUUAGCAGAUGUUUAAGCUAAACCUUAGGAAUUUGAAAUGGAGUACAAAAUUAACUCAAGCAAUAAGACUAAUUAACUUUUGUGCUUAUCAUAUGACUAAAAAGGCUCUAUUACUAGAUAACCCAUCAUAGUUAAAGCAGAUAAAGCUUUUUGCAAGUUUAAUUAUAGUACUUCACUCUUAUUUGAUGAAACUUGUGUAUACGUUGACAAGAUAUAUUGUUCCUAAAAGAUAGAAAAUACAAAUUAAAAAUCUGUUGAAGAUAAAACCUAAAAUGAAUAAAAUACAAUUUCUCUUGCUAAAAUUUUCUUCAUAAUAGGAUUAUUAGGUCUACUUUUAAUAUAUUUCUUGAGAAAAGAUAAUAAAAACCAUAAACCUGAAUAAAGAAGCAAGGCAAGAAUUCAAUAUGAUGAUGAUGAGCAAAUGAUGGAAGAUAUGGAACAGCACAGAAGGAGAUACCCUAAAUAAAUUUGA
Tetrahymena thermophila SB210 is the source of this 2475-nucleotide messenger RNA. Its product is annotated as transmembrane protein, putative. The record is from RefSeq and is a predicted model, not a curated record. The transcript has a single exon. Lineage: Eukaryota; Ciliophora; Oligohymenophorea; Hymenostomatida; Tetrahymenidae.